Pistacia vera is the source of this 588-nucleotide messenger RNA. RefSeq names its product TMV resistance protein N-like. The record is from RefSeq and is a predicted model, not a curated record. NCBI's taxonomy places the organism in Eukaryota, Viridiplantae, Streptophyta, Magnoliopsida, Sapindales, Anacardiaceae. The transcript has a single exon. Gene Ontology annotation, biological process: signal transduction. The coding region runs from base 94 to 588 and encodes 164 amino acids.
GCUAUAGUCUACUUCACUCUUGGCUUCCUCUUCCUCUUCUUCUUCCCAUUUGUAUUUGUCGACUAUCCGAAGAAUCUUUCAUCAUCAAACUGGAUGGCUGCUUCUUCUUCUUCUUCUUCUUCUUCAAUUACUCAAGUGAAGUAUGAUGUUUUCCUUAGUUUUAGGGGCGAAGAUGUCCGCGACAAUUUUAUCAGUCAUCUCGAUAAAGCUUUACGUCGCAAGAAGAUUAAGACUUUCAUCGAUGCCCAACUUGAUGCUGGAGAAAAGAUUGCUGCAUCUAUUUUAAAGGCAAUUGAAGAAUCCAAGAUUUCAGUUAUUAUUUUCUCAGAAAACUAUGCUGGUUCUCGAUGGUUGCUUGACGAGCUUAUAAAGAUUAUUGAAUGCAAGAAUUUGUGGGGCCAGAUUGUAAGACCAGUUUUUUAUCAUAUAGAUCCAUCAGAUGUAAGGAAUCAAACCGGGGCUUUUGGGGAGGUCUUUUCUAGAAUGGAAGAAAGAUUUAAGGACAGCUCAGAGAAAUUAGUCAGAUUUAGAAGUGCUUUGAAAGAAGCAGCAAGUAUUUCUGGCUUUUAUUCAAGUGAUAUUUGGUGA